Messenger RNA from Blepharisma stoltei, 2238 nucleotides. Lineage: Eukaryota; Ciliophora; Heterotrichea; Heterotrichida; Blepharismidae. The record is from the annotation of a GenBank genome assembly.
AUGGAGAGUUUGGUAGGUAUCACAGAAUUUAUGACCCAUGGAGAGUUUAUAGGAGGGAUUUUGAAGCACCGCAGAUGUGAUUUCAUUGUCAAUGAAAUUGAUCUCAAUGGGAAUGUUAUAGAAUUCAAUGAAAACCAAGAAGAAAUUUCUGAUUUACAGCAGCCCACCAUCUCCAACUCAGGACUUAGUGACGAGUCCAUAAACGGACUGACAAGUGCUUUAGGAGAAGAAAAUUGUGAAAAAAUAAAAAAUCUAGUCGAUGAAAUCAAUGCUGGGAAUCCUGAUGCCAUUUUAGAGCUGGAAUGCGACAAUAAUAAAGAAUCCCGCACCAGAAUACAUCAAGCUAUUAAAAAAUUCGCCUCAGGAUUAGGAACUUCUACUGAUUUAGCAACAAAUAAAAUUAAAGUUUAUAAUGGGGAGCUGACAAAUAAUCCAAAAAAACGAAAAAAGUUUGGAAUUGAUGCCAGAAAAUUAGUGAAGCCUCCAGCAGAUUUUAUUGAAUUUACGCUAUGAAAAGAAAAUAUAGAAACAAUGGGUGCCAUUAAACAAAUUGCAAGAAUGAUAGGGACAAAAGACAAAUAUCUUGGCAUUGCAGGAAAUAAAGACAAGAGAGGAAUAACUACACAAAGGGCUACUGUAUUUUGCAAUUUAUUGCCAGUUCUGAAAACCACUGAUUUUGGAGAAAAUAUUAAGAUAGGAAAUUUCAAAUAUACAGAUAGGCAGCUGAAGCUAGGGGAUUUGAAAGGAAAUCAAUUUACUAUUGUUAUAAAGAAUAUUGAUAGUAGUAUUCCUAGUGAAGUUUUAAGCUCGAGGCUAGAAGAAUUAUCAAGAAUUGGCUUUGUAAAUUAUUCAUUUUACAUAUAAAUUUACAAAUAGCUGGUAAACAUAAAUCUUAUCCUAUAACAAAUAUAAUGCAAUUCUUAUUAUUUUUUGAGAUUAAUUAAAAAAUAAAUAAUAUUUUGGACUUCAAAGAUUUGGAAAAUCUGCCAAAAACCCAACACACAUAAUCGGCCUUGCUAUGAUAAAAUGCGAUCACCGCAAAGCUGUUGACAUGAUUUUAGGAGCUCGAGAUUGCAAAGAUCCUGAAGAGUAUAAAGCCAGAGAAACCUGGGAGCAAACACACAACGUUGAAGAAACCCUUAAUCUCUUUCCAAAACAUUGUGUAUUAUAUAUUUAGUAUAUUUGAUUAAACUAAAAUGUAGCGGUCGCUGGGAUUAUUUCAGCCCUUAGCUGUCUUGCCGCCGUUUCAGAUCAGUGACCCUAAGCACCGGCGUCACACACCAUGUACUUUUCUGUCUACACCACAAAAAAAGUGAUAUCAGCUGUUUCUCGAAUAUGCUUAGGUCUAGCUCUGUGACAUUUGACUCCUUAAGAGUAAGUGGAAGGAGCGCCAAUAUCUACUUUUUCGACUAUCUUGCCUUGCUAAGGCGUAUAAUUACUUCCAAGAGUGUGAGUCGGCUUUGCACCUAGAGUUUGCCGUCAUCUGUAGUUUGAGGAGUUAAGCCUGUCAUGGUAUCCCGACCUGUCAAAAGCCCAGUCCGGACUUCCUGAUCAAUCACCACCUGACCUUAUACGACUCGCCAUCUUUUAAAAAAUUGUAUUUAAUAUAUGGAAAGAAAUAUUUUAAUGGGCAUGAAAAAAGCUGGAGGAAACGAAACAUUUUUAAACGGAAUUAUGAGCUUGCCAAGAAACUCCAGGACACUCUAUGGGCACGCCUACCAAAGUUAUAUAUGGAAUAAAGCAGUUUCUUAUAGACUGACAUUAUCAAGAUCCCCAAGUAAUCCGUAAAUAGUUCCUGGAGAUCUUAUAUUAAUAAGAGAAGGACAAUUAAAAGUGCUGGAAGAGGCGGAUUUGCAAAAUUAUUCAAUAAACGACAUUGUGCUCCCACUGCCAGGAGCUAAAAUUGAGUAAAUAUUAUAUAGGUUUCCUAAAAAUGAAAUGGCUGAAUUUUAUCAAAAAUUAUAUGACGAAGACCAAGUAACAAUAAAUACAUAUACAGAAAUCUAUAAGUAAAAAAUAAGCAGAGAAAUGGCUCUUUCAGGAGAUUAUAGAAAAAUCGUUUCAAAGCCAGGGAAUUUUGAAUGGAGCGAAAUUUAUUUUCCUGAUUUAGACACAAAUGAGCCUUCAACUGGUCCUAUUCGAAGUCUGAGAAUAAAAUUUACCUUGCCUCCAUCAUCUUAUGCAACUAUGUGCCUCAGAGAAAUUAUGGGAAAUAAUGAAUAUUUAAGUAACGAAUAA